AUGUCGGACGAGAGUCAGAGAGCCAUGGCGGUGAAGACGGUGGCGGCCGUCUUCAUGCCCAUUGCGACCAUUGCCGUCAUCUUGCGUUGUUAUGUGCGAGGAUGGAUUGUCAAGGGCUUUGGAUGGGAUGACAGUGCGAUGGUAUUCGCAGCGAUAACCUACAUCAUGUUCUGUGCAUGCAUGAUCGGAGGAACAAUCCAUGGCACGGGUUACAAACUCGACCAUCUCGACCCAUGGGAGGCUGUGACAGCAAUGAAGUACUGGUGGUUGUGUGAGGUCGCCUAUUGCUUCGCCUCCAUUGGGUGCAAGGUCUCCGUCAGCGUCUUCUUGCUUCGAAUUACUGUGAAGAAAUCACACAUUUGGACUCUAUACUCGGUCAUGUUCCUGACCUGUCUCGCUGGAUUAAUCUUCUUCUUCCUCAUGCUCUUGCAAUGCAGGCCCGUUUCCUACUUCUGGACUCGGAAAGCCAACGACCCCAACAUUCAAGGCAGCUGCAUCGAUAUCAACAUCAUCAUCAUCAUGACCUACAUUUACAGUGGUUUUGCCGCCCUCUGCGAUUUCACCGUGGGAAUUCUCCCCAUCUUCCUCGUCUCCAAACUCCACAUGAAGCGUGAAGCCAAGCUUGCUGUUAUUGGUAUUCUGAGCAUGGCCUGCAUUGCUUCUUCCGCCGUCAUCGUCCGUAUUCCAUUUGUCCAGACCUUCGGUGAUCCAGACUUUUUGUAUGCCACAUACCAAAUUGCCAUCUGGUCGAACAUCGAAGCCGGUCUCGGCAUCACCGCUGGCAGUCUCGCCACUCUUCGUCCUCUCCUUCGCAAGUGGCUCGGAUCCCGGAACGGCUCAAGUUAUCCCUCGGGGUUCCCGAAUUCCGGCCAUCUUGGAGGCCACAGCAACUCACGCGCCUUGCCGCUUGGAUCAAUCGAUCGACUCGGUAACCCCAAGAACCUCCGACCAGACAAGCUCGCCGUGAUGGUCACAAACAUUGAAAGUCAACGAGACACCGAAUUGACCUGGGGUGGCGGCUCAACUAGCCCCAGUAGCAGCGAGGAACGUCUUACCCUUGAACACGACCCGCUCCCGGGUCAGGGUAAGCUGGACAUCGGCAUCCACCGCACGAUUGAAGUCACUCAGACCACGGAUGGAUAUGAUGCCGAAAGCCAGCGUCGUAUCGCUCGCGAGCAUGUAUAA
Penicillium diatomitis is the source of this 1185-nucleotide messenger RNA. RefSeq names its product putative integral membrane protein. The coding region runs from base 1 to 1185 and encodes 394 amino acids. The record is from RefSeq and is a predicted model, not a curated record. The transcript has 5 exons. NCBI's taxonomy places the organism in Eukaryota, Fungi, Ascomycota, Eurotiomycetes, Eurotiales, Aspergillaceae.